Cercospora beticola is the source of this 975-nucleotide messenger RNA. It is a transcript of the gene THG1, whose product is annotated as tRNA guanylyltransferase. NCBI's taxonomy places the organism in Eukaryota, Fungi, Ascomycota, Dothideomycetes, Mycosphaerellales, Mycosphaerellaceae. Gene Ontology annotation, molecular function: magnesium ion binding; tRNA guanylyltransferase activity. Gene Ontology annotation, biological process: tRNA modification. The record is from RefSeq and is a predicted model, not a curated record.
AUGGCCAACAGCGAAUUCUCCUAUGUCAAGAACUUCGAGACGCCCGACUCCCUGCCUCUCUCCAACUGGAUCGUUGUGCGCAUCGACGGCCGGGGCUUCAGCAAACUCUGCAAGAAAUACAACUUCAUCAAACCCAAUGACAAACGCGCCAUCAACUUGAUGAACAGCGCCGCCGUGCAAGUCGUCAAAUCUUUCCACGACAUCGUCCUCGCUUACGGCCAAAGCGAUGAGUACUCUUUCAUCUUCCACGAGAAUACCGCACUGUUCGAGCGCCGGAGCGCGAAAUUGAGUACUUCUGUCGCGACGAUGUUCACGGCGGAGUAUGUGAUGCAGUGGCGGGAUUUCUUUCCUGAGGAAGCAAUGAAAUUGGAAAGACCGUUUCCGACUUUCGAUGGGAGGUGUGUGUGUUAUCCGAAGAAGAGUAUCUUGAGGGAUUAUUUGAGUUGGAGGCAGGCGGAUUGUCAUAUUAACAAUUUGUAUAAUACGACUUUUUGGAAUUUGGUGUUGAGAGGUGGCGAGGGAGAGGAAGAAGGGAAGGGGAUGAGUGGCACCGAGGCGGAGAAGAUGCUAAAGGGAACAUUGGCGAGUGAUAAGAAUGAGAUUUUGUGGAAGAGGUUUGGAGUGAAUUAUAAUGAUGAGGAAGAGGUCUUUAAGAAGGGAUCGGUGGUGUAUAGGGCUUAUGAUGAUGAGGAAGCAGAAAAUGGUGCGAAGGAUGGCGAUCAUGCUGGAGCGAGCAAGAACAAAACUGUUGCCAAUCCCAAGAGUAAGACGCAGUUGGAGAAGGAAAGGAAGAGGAGACAGAAGGCGAGGAUUGUGAUUGAGCACACUGAUAUCAUUGGAAACGCUUUUUGGGACAAACGACCAUACAUCCUCGCCACGAAGAAGAAGGAUGUUUACGAUGAAUGAUCGUACAUUGCUCCUCUAUCACGCGACGAAUGUACGACAUUCGGUUUCCGGAAGCAACACAGGAUCGUG